AUGGUGGCCGACAUCUUCACCAAGGCUCUCGGCCCAAAGGUCUUCUCAACGCACUGCUACGCCCUCGGCCUUCGCACUCGACACCCGCGGCUUGGGUCUGCCUCGCAUUCGCGUGGGGGGGGGUGUGAAGAGUCCACUCUCAGCUCAACAGGGGCGCCUCGGUCGUUGCGCGCACUUGCUAGCCCGCCCCCGGCGGUGGGGACUUAGACGCGCGCGACUGCCUCAGCGCGCCAGCGCCGGCGGAUUCAUGCGCGCGCCCGCUAGCCCGCCCCCUUGCGGUGGGGACUUAGGCGCGCCGGCGAUUUCACCCGCGGCUGACUUAGGGAUGUACAUUGUCACGCGCCUGGGCCUAUCCCAGCGUGCCCCCCCCCCCCCCCCCCCCCCCUUUCUGUUUCUUAGCUUCCUUCUCAUCACUUCUGUUUGACUCUCAACCUCUCCUGACAGUAGUGGUGAACGUCUCAUAGGUACGCUGAAAUAG
This is a messenger RNA of Microbotryum saponariae, 478 nucleotides long. Lineage: Eukaryota; Fungi; Basidiomycota; Microbotryomycetes; Microbotryales; Microbotryaceae. The record is from the annotation of a GenBank genome assembly.